AAUCUGAGUGCUAUGAUGUUGAUAAGGAUCAUAUUGUCCUGCCACUGAUCAUUUUCCCCGUCACAUAAGAUGUUGAAAUUUAUAGUUAAGGAAAUGUUUUUUAAUCCAGAAAUAGAAAAUUAGAAACAUAAAAUUGUUAAAGAUCUUUAUUGUCUGAGAUAUCAGCUCAGUCCCUUAAGUGAAUUUAGCUCUUAGCCAUAACCUGACUUUACAUUGAUGAUGUUAAAUUGUCUUUCUCUUCAUGGAACAUGUAGUGGAAUACGGUGACCAGCCUUAAUGCGAUUCGGUAGGACAGUGAACAAAUUACUCCAAUUAAAUUGGAUUUCUAUUACAGAAUUAUUAUAACUACUGCUGCUGCAACAACAAAGUCGUGUCCAAUGGGCUGAGAAGAGCAGAGAGAGCGCUCUAAAUCUCUUUGUUGUUUUAUGGUUUUCUUCCACGGGGAUCAUGCGAAAAAUCCAAUUUGCCCAUUAAUCUCAUCUGGUCAUACACCAGGGCCAGAUCAAAGAUGGAGGAAAUAGCGUGUGACAGUGGUACAGAUUUCCCCCAAAGACUUCAAAAAGACUGUGAUAGAUAAUCCAAUUGAAAUGGACACAUCACCUUUAGGUGCAGCUUUGGAAGAAUCAGUGCGUAAUUUCUCUGUCCCUUUUUUUUAACCAUCAUUCCUGAGUUAUUAGUUGGACUGAGGGAUGGUUUGUAUAAGGCUGUAAAAUAACAAUGCGUCAUGCUUUGGGGAUCAGAAAUAUUUGGCACAUGUGCGUAAGUUGGGUAUGGCAAUGGGCUCUCUUUUAGUACAUUCAAAUUUGUAUGCCUUAACGAGCAGGAAAUUUACCAAAUAUAUAAGAUAAAGAUAAAUGAAUGAAUGAGCACAAACUGUAUUUAAGAAGCAGACAUGUCAUUAUGUGAUGUGGGUGUAUAGUUUGAUGGCAAAUUAUUCACAAUAAUACAAAAUAAAACUCCACUACUCGAAGUCCUGAAAAUAAUAUUCUGAAAAGUCAUCUGCGUAAAAUAAAUGGAACCUGUGUCCUCAAGUCACUAUCCUCUAUAUUACCUAUGCGCAAACGUACAGGGGCAUCGUACAAAACCCCGGUCAAUCUCAAUCAUCUGCUGUCCACUGAAUUCAAAUCUAAACUGGUUUGUGCGCGUUUGUGUUGACUGGCAUUGGCUGAGUGUGCUGGAUGAAUCCCCCCCUCAGCCGGCUCCUUGCCUAAACGCGUCGGUGCCCAUCACGGUGAAGAGCCCAUCAGCGUGGACCACAUCUCAGAGCUGCAGCGGAGCUCCGGUCUGGACGCGGGCCAAGCCUGUCUGGUGUCAAACCAGCCUGAACAGAUACUCUCAGACGUCUAAUUUUUUCACCUCAUUCCUGAGACGGGACUCUGCCCACCCCUUGUGUAAAGCAAUUUAAACCUGAUAGCACAUCAUCUCCACUGAAAAUAUUUGCUGGACUAUUAGACAGUCGCGCUUUACUUUUUCCUCAUAAGCACUUUACCACUGUGCACAGCCCGAGCCGGUCAUGGCUUUUACGCGCAAAGCUCCGUCCUCCGGCUGUCUGUGAUAUCUUUUUAAUCCAAGCUUGAUUUGGAGAUUCAACAAGUUUUCUUUUAUCCGUGGAAAUGCUCCGUCCAGAUCCAUAAAGGACCGAAGUUUGUUUAAUAUGAACUUAUUGCCAAGUGGAAUAUGUUUUUAUUUAUCUGUAGCAAUCUGCUGGCUGACGGCCGAGGUCGAUGCGUCCUGGUGGUACAUGGGCACCCUGGGUUCCCAGGUGAUGUGCGACAACAUCCCUGGACUGGUGAACAAGCAGCGCCAGCUGUGCCGCCAGCACCCCAAAGUGAUGCAGGCCAUCGGGGCCGGGAUGAAGGACUGGAUCUCAGAGUGCCAGCACCAAUUCCGAAACCACCGCUGGAACUGCAACACCACGGCCAGGGACCACAACCUGUUCGGACGCCUGCUGCUACGCAGCAGCCGCGAAGUGGCCUUCAUGUACGCCAUCUCCUCGGCCGGUGUGGUUUACACGCUGGCUCGAGCCUGCAGCCAAGGCGAGCUGGACUCCUGCUCCUGCGAUCCCACAAAGAAGGGCUCGUCGCGGGACGCCAAAGGCUCUUUUGACUGGGGCGGCUGCAGUGACCACGUGGAGCACGCCAUGCGCUUCAGCCAGGGCUUUGUGGACGCCAAGGAGAAGAAGGAGAGGGACGCCCGGGCGCUCAUGAACUUGCACAACAACCGAGCCGGCAGGAAGGCGGUGAAGCGCUUCAUGACUCUGGAGUGUAAAUGUCAUGGCGUCAGCGGGUCGUGCAGCGUUCGGACCUGCUGGCUGGCGAUGGCCGACUUCAGACGCACCGGCGACCACCUUCGCAAGAGGUACAACGGCGCAGUGCAGGUGGCCGUCAACCAGUACGGAACUGGGUUUACAGCCGCGCACACACAAUUCAAACGACCCAGCAAGAAUGACCUGGUGUACUUGGAGGACUCGCCGGACUACUGCAUACGGGACCACGAGUCAGGGUCGGUGGGGACGGGAGGGCGGCUCUGUAACCGGACGUCCCGCGGAGUGGACGGCUGCGAGGUGAUGUGCUGCGGUCGAGGCUACGACACGUCGCGGGUCAGCCGGACCACCAAGUGCGAGUGCAAGUUCCACUGGUGCUGCGCCGUGCAUUGCCGCGACUGCCACCAGCAGGUCGACGUGCACACCUGUAAGGGCCAGACGUGACGUCGCCGCCACGGAACACUACUGACCGCUCGCAUUCAGCCAGCAGUCAUACUGGGCCAGCGUGUAGAAACCACUGCUUCUGUACUGGGCUACUGUCAUCAAGCUGUAAGUGACAAUCAAAGAGGAUGUUCUGACUCCACGAGCCUUUUGCUAAGCCCUCAGUGUUUCUGCACCGCACUUCCAAAAGAUCACCUGUCAAUUAAACCGUAGGUAGUUGGGUUCUCUGUAGGUGGCGCUCUUUUCUUGGUUUAGCCAUGUUGUGUUUUUGCUGCUCAUGCUCAUUACCCAGCUGAGAAGGUAACUCUUCUGUCUGCUAGAGCUUCCAGACUCCAGAUGAUCAGGGCAGAAAAUGGAAGCGCUUUCAUCAACAUGUCAUAGAUUAAAUGACUGAUAGUGGUGAGCUGUACAUUAACCGGUAUUAUUAUUAUUUUUUUUUUAAAUAUAUCAAUCAACACAAACUAGUUCUUACUGCCAAAAAAACCUGGUUUUCAAAGGCUGACUGGCUCAAAGAUCAAUCAAUCAGUUUUAAAAUGUUUUGGAGGUACAGUACCGCCCUAAGGACUUAGAAAGAAAAUACACUGAAAAUAUAUCUUAAGUUAUAUAAUCUAUUGUAGUGUUGUCAAAUCGCUCAACAGGGAGAAAGGGUUGUGUUGUUCCCUGUGCAGUCUCUGAGAGUUUUAAACUUUUUCACCAAUUUAAUACACAUAAUUCGUUUGACAGAUGUUUUGAUGACUGUAUGUAUUGUGUGUUGUGCGAUUCAGAGCCGGUCUUUUUCUCCCGCAUGUUUUCAAUUUCACGGUUCAAUUUGAACUCCUCGCCAAAGAACAUAAAUUAGUUUGUGUCAUGUCGGGGGCUUUUUCUGUCUGUGUCUUCCAACAUUGCAGUGUGUCACCCAAAACCACUGGUUAUUACUAUGUUCUGUAUGUUCAGGCCUGCAAAAAAACAAGCUGACACUACUGAAAAGACGCUCAGUUAAAUGGCAACAUUUCAAAACUAAUUUGGAUCUACACAAAUCACACAUUUUGGAACCAAAAGGCGACUGGUUUGCAGCUGGGUGUUGAUUAUGAGGGUUUCUGUUUAGCACUUUGAGGUGAUUUAGUGAGUGUGAUGACAUGCACAGUAAUAGGACAAAUUUCUAGUAAAUAUCUUGUUCAAGUGAUUGCUACAAAUUAAGCUUUGUAAAAUACUAAACAUUGAAAGUGGCUUUAAACUCACAUUAUUCUGGAGCAGUAAUCAAUUGAACAAACUAACUAUGUCUUUGGCAUUAACUUAAUAAUGUAUUCUCUUAAUCACUUUCUUAUGUUUGAGAAUUGCAUUUUUCCCACACAUUUUGCCCAAGACACUGUUCUCAUUUCGUCUAACUUACAAACUCAUGUUAACAUUUGGAGAGCUCCAGGUUCUCCACAACAGGCCGCUGUUAAUUUAUAAUCCGUCCAGUUACAUACUGGCUAGUUCCGCUUUGCCAGACCCUCCUCCAAAGCGCGUCGGAGGAGGGUCUGGCUACUCCCCAUAGCAUUCGGGGAUGGGAGGAAAACGUGCUUUAUUGGCAUUUCUUUAAACCAAUCACAAUCGUUUUAGGCGGUGUUAAGCACCGGACAAAAGCAGCGGUGCCACUGCAAAAUAGACUCGGAAGGAACUUGUUUUGGUGGAACGUGUACUUUUAGAAGUAGUUUUA
Molecule: messenger RNA, 4382 nt
Organism: Perca fluviatilis (European perch)
Lineage: Eukaryota; Metazoa; Chordata; Actinopteri; Perciformes; Percidae
Gene: wnt2
Product: wingless-type MMTV integration site family member 2
Exons: 5
Coding region: 1655-2707 (350 amino acids)
Biological process (GO): neuron differentiation; cell fate commitment; multicellular organism development
Cellular component (GO): extracellular region
Molecular function (GO): frizzled binding; cytokine activity
Source: RefSeq, a predicted model, not a curated record